Messenger RNA from Acanthosepion pharaonis, 2145 nucleotides. Lineage: Eukaryota; Metazoa; Mollusca; Cephalopoda; Sepiida; Sepiidae. The record is from the annotation of a GenBank genome assembly.
AUGCCUCUGCUAUUCUCUCACUCAUUGCCUGUAUCUUCUCAGUCUCUCCCUUACCCCUUGCAAUGUAAUAGAAAAUUAGCCAUUAUCUCAUGCCUCUGUUAUUCUCUCACCAUUGCCUGUAUCUUCUCAUUCUCUCCCACACCCCUUCCAAUUCAUUUGCCUGUAUCUUCUCAUUCUCUCCCUUACCCCUUGCAAUGUAAAGAAAUCAUAUCCAUUAUCUCAUGCCUCUGCUAUUCUCUCACAUUUUGCCUGUAUCUUCUCAUUCUCUCCCUUUUUCCUUUCAAUGUAAUAGAAAUCAUCCAUUAUCUUAUGCCUGUGUUUCUCACACCAUUUGCCUGUAUCUUCUCAUUUCUCUCCCUUAUUCCUUGCAAUAAAAUUAUUAAAUAUAUCAUUAUCUAUGUGCCUCUGUAUUCUCUCACACAUUUCCUGUAUCUUCUCAUUCUCUCCCUUAACCCUUAUUCCUGUAACUUAGAAAUCAUCCAUUAUCUCAUGCCUCUGCUAUUCUCUCAUUUUUUCCUGUAUCUUCUCAUUCUCUCCCUUAUUCCUUCCAAUGUAAUAGCCAUUAUCCAUUAUCUCAUGCCUCUGCUCUUCUCUCUCAAUAUUUGCCUGUAUCUUCUCAUUCUCUCCCUUAUUCCUUCAAUAAUCCAAGAUUAUCCAUUAUCUCAUGCCUCUUAUUCUCUCUCACAUUUGCCUAUAGAAAUUUCCAUUAUCUCAUGCCUCAGCUCUCUCUCUCAUAUGAUUUCCUGUAUCUUCUCAUUCUCUCCCUUAUUCCUUCAAUGUAAGAUCAAAAAUCAUCCAUUAUCUCAUGCCUCUGUUCUUCUCUCACAUUUCCUGUAUCUUCUCAUUCUCUCCCUUAUUCCUUCCAAUCCAAAUUCAUCCAUUAUCUCAUGCCUCUGUUAUUCUCUCACACAUUUGCCUGUAUCUUCUCAUUCUCUCCCUUAUUCCUUGCAAUGUAAUAAAAUCAUCCAUUAUCUCAUGCCUCUUGUAAAUUCUCUCACACAUUUGCCUGUAUCUUCUCAUUCUCUCCCUUAUUCCUUCAAUGUAAUAAAAAUUAUCCAUUAUCUCAUGCCUCUGCUAUUCUCUCACACAUUUGUCUGUAUCUUCUCAUUCUCUCCCUUAUUCCUUCAAUGUAAUAUUAUCCAUUAUCUUAUGCCUCAGCUUCUCUCUCAUUUUGUUUCCUCUGUUCUCUCACACUUUUUGCCUGUAUCUUCUCAUUCUCUCCCUUACCCCUUCAAUGUAAUAGAAAUCAUCCAUUAUCUCAUGCCUCUGCUAUUCUCUCACACAUUUCCUGUAUCUUCUCAUUCUCUCCCUUAUAUUGCAAUUAAUACAAAAUUAUCCAUUAUCUCAUGCCUCUGCUUUCUCUCACACAUUUCCUGUAUCUUCUCAUUCUCUCCCUUACCCCUUGCAAUUUAUUCUCUCACAAAUUUGCCUGUAUCUUCUCAUUCUCUCCUUAUCCCUUGCAAUGUAAUAAAAUUAUCCAUUAUCUCAUGCCUCUGCUAUUCUCUCACCAAUUGCCUGUAUCUUCUCAUUCUCUCCCUUACCCCUUGCAAUGUAAUAGAAAUCAUCCAUUAUCUCAUGCCUUGUUGCCACUUCUCUCUCACACAUUGCCUGUAUCUUCUCAUUCUCUCCCUUACCCAAUGCAAUGUAAUAGAAAUCAUCCAUUAUCUCAUGCCUCAGCUAUUCUCACACACAUUGCCUGUAUCUUCUCAUUCUCUCCUUAUUCCUUUUAAUCCAAUAGAAAUCAUCCAUUAUCUCAUGCCUCUGCUAUUCUCUCACCACAUUUCCUGUAUCUUCUCAUUCUCUCCCUUACCCCUUGCAAUCUAUUCUCUCACACAUUUCCUGUAUCUUCUCAUUCUCUCCCUUACCCCUUGCAAUGUAAUAGAAAUCAUCCAUUAUCUCAUGCCUCUGCUAUUCUCUCACACAUUUAAAUGUAUCUUCUCAUUCUCUCCUUACCCUUCCAAUGUAAUAAAAAUCAUCCAUUAUCUCAUGCCUCAGCUAUUCUCUCACACAUUGCCUGUAUCUUCUCAUUCUCUCCCCUACGUUCCUUGCAAUGUAAUAGAAAUUCAUCCAUUAUCUCAUGCCUCUGCUAUUCUCUCACACAUUGCCUGUAUCUUCUCAUUCUCUCCCUUAUUUACUUCAAUGUAA